AUGCAUCAGCAGGCGCUGAAGUUGAAGAAGAAGGUGCUGGGACCAGAGAAUCCCCCCUUACUCAACAGCAUAAACAACCUGGCAGAAGUCCUUCAAAGACAGGGGAAGUAUGAUGAGGCAGAGCAGAUGCAUCGACAGACACUGGAGCUGAGGGAGAAGGUGCUGGGACCAGGGAACCCCUCCACAUUCGUCAGCAUGGACAACCUGGCACUCGUGUUGUGA
Molecule: messenger RNA, 222 nt
Organism: Colletotrichum destructivum
Lineage: Eukaryota; Fungi; Ascomycota; Sordariomycetes; Glomerellales; Glomerellaceae
Product: Putative tetratricopeptide-like helical domain superfamily
Exons: 1
Coding region: 1-222 (73 amino acids)
Molecular function (GO): protein binding
Source: RefSeq, a predicted model, not a curated record